CCGUGUCGCUCGAGGUUGCUCGCUCGCUCUCGGGCUCGCUCCUUGGAGCGAGUGGACCGACUGGUACACGGCGGCGGCCGCGACUCCUCCGGUUCGGUCGCAAUCUUUAUUUCAGGCUCGACCGCGAACUCGGGGCGAACUGGUCGAAGCGCGCGCGGCCGCCCCGGUUUUAACCCGGCCCGUACCCUAGCCGAACCGCGCGCGAACCGCACGUAGCUAAAUUUGAAUUCGCCGACGUGUCGGCCGCGACGACGAAGACGACGACGGGGACGACGACGCGUCGCGGACGCGGCCAACCGACGGACGAGUGGUGCCCGCGACGUUGCCGCGCCGCGCUCCUCGCACGCGGCCGACCAACAGACGGAGAGAGCGGAGUAUUUUAAGAAGGACCGCCGACCCGCGACCAGGGUGCAUCUAGUCAACACAUCUAGUCCCGUAGCCGCGAAUGUCCGGCUACCUAAGAAUAAUUUCGCCCUAAGUUAUUAUUACACCACCACGGUUCCUAUAAAUAAAGACUCCAUUGACGGGGCACGUCGAACGGAACGAUAACCGGAGAAACGGAGUGAGAGAGGAAGAGGAAGAGGACCCAAGAGUGGGAGAGAGAGGGACGGAGGGCCAGGGUGCGAGGGAAAGGAAGAGGACCCCCGAUCGAAACGAGAGCUCGGAACACCCGAGGGGUUUCGCUUGGCCGAAUCGAGCCGAAAAUCGAUGCGACCCUAGGUGACACCGAUCGCUGACCGCCGGACGACGCCGGCCGACGACCGCUCCGAGGAUCCACCAGACUCGCUUCCGCUCCUCGGGAAGGACGCCCGGAGGAGCGAGGCCGAUCUCUCCGGCUUCCUACGUGGUUUCGGCGAGACCGCGCUCCCAUCCGGCGGCCGCGUAGGACGCGAGACGUCGCCGAGACGUCCCUAAGUAAGACGGACCACGUGAGGAACGAGUCGAGAGAGAGAGUGGAAGAAGGAGAUCGACUACCGGCGAGCGGCGCGGGCGCGUGCACCGCGCGCACUCCGGCACAAAUGAGCCAGCGAUUCGACGUCGAACCUAGCCUGAAAAUCGCGCGUCUAACAUUCCAUCCAGAGCUUUGAAGGAACUUCCCCUGGUCCACAAAGUAGUGCAACAAUGGGUCGAAAGAAGAUUCAGAUUUCUCGCAUUACGGACGAACGGAAUCGUCAGGUGACAUUCAAUAAGAGGAAAUUCGGGGUGAUGAAAAAGGCUUACGAGUUGUCCGUUUUGUGCGACUGCGAGAUCGCGUUGAUUAUCUUCAGCUCGAGCAACAAGCUGUAUCAGUACGCCAGUACCGACAUGGACAAGGUUCUCUUGAAGUACACCGAGUACAAUGAACCCCAUGAGUCCCUCACCAACAAGAACAUUAUUGAGGCGCUCAACAAGAAGGAGCAUAAGGGUGCCAUGUCCCCGGAGAGCCCGGAGCCCGACGCGAACGAGUACAAUCUCACCCCGCGCACCGAGGCCAAGUACACCAAGAUCGACGAGGAGUUCCAGAUGAUGAUGCAGAGGAACCAGCACAAUGGCACUAGGGGAAUGGGACAGUCUAAUUACACGCUGCCCGUGUCCGUGCCAGUAAACAGCUACGGGGAAUCUCUUUUGGGAUCUAGUCCGCAAAUGGCACACACCAGUAUCUCUCCACGACCGUCGUCCUCUGAAACAGACUCAGUGUACCCACCUGGAGGGAUGUUGGAGAUGAGUAACGGGUAUCCACCGUCGGCGUCACCGCUGGGUGGAUCACCGAGUCCUGGGCCAUCCCCAGCCCUUGGAGUAGGUGGCGGUGGUGGAAACAAAGGUGGAAAUCCUUCCAGACAUUCGCCUCAACCGCCGCCACCGCCUCACCCUCACCGAGCAAAUUUACGAGUAGUUAUACCAACACCUCUCACACAGCCACUCUCAGAAGAUAACUACGAUAGCGGGCACUCGCAGACAACGUUGAAUACACCUGUAGUGGCGUUACAAACACCAUCGGUCCCAGCUGGGUAUUCUAGCUUUGGUCCUACGGAUUAUUCCUCAGACCUUGGCAGUCUCGCAUGGUCUCACCAGAGGUACGUUGAUGACUUAUCAAUGUAUUCGGCAGCCACCAUGUCCAGCAUCAGUGGUCUUCCACAUUUAGCCGUCUCGAGCAGUACACCUCCACCGUCUACGUCGCCUCUGCCUGUGAAGAUAAAGAGCGAACCGAUAAGCCCGCCGAGGGACACCCACGGAGGUGGAGGCGGAUCCAACGGGGCUCCAGGAAAUUCAAACAACUUGCACCAUACAAAUCUCAACGUGGGCCCCUCGUCCAGCAACGGAGCACCGCCACAUCACGUAACUCACGGCGGUCCUCAAACGUUGAAUCUAGUAUCUAGCAGGCCGAACAGCAACCCGCCACCUUCCCACUCGGGGAGCAUAACGCCGACGAAUCUGCCGUCCCCGGGAGGUGGACCCGUCGGAGAUAUCAGAACGACUCACGGCGGGGCAGGCGGUAACGGUGGAAGUAGCUCCGACUACGAGAACGGGCCACUGAUGAAGCGCUCUAGAAUUACAGAAGGAUGGGCAACUUAAUAUCGACCAAACGAUCGUACCCGGUCGUUUAAUACCUCGUCGUACAACGGCAUAUAGUGCUUUUGACUCCGAGUACAUUGUAAAACCACUUUAACGACGUCGAGACACGUACGCGUACUUCGCCAAAGUCUACGGCUCCGGGCGAACGGCUCGUGCCAGGCAAGUGGAAAAUCUGUUUAUAUUUUGAAACUGACACAGAGAACGUUUAUCCGAAGAAUAAAAUGCGGUGCCAUAAUGUUGAAACUUUAUAUAUAUAUAUAUAUAUAUAUACGAUGGAUAUAUAUUUUCAUGUAUAUAAUAAGAGGUGUUGUUUGUAUAUAUGUCAUAAAUUCGUAAUGGUUUUGUGGUACGGCAUGGUGUCGUUAACGUGGCCAUUUCGUUGGAGAUUCCUAAGGGAUCUCCGCAAUGUGGAACGCAACGAUUACCGAUCGUAGCGCCUCAAGAAGCGUAUCGGUAGACUAAAGAGCUUGCGAAGGGAUCUGCACAAAGCGCGAGGUAUGCAAAGACCAGACUCCAUCGUCACAGUUUGUUGUUGUUGUGCGCGGUAUAGCAGUCCUUGCACGGCAUAACCCGUUAAUCUACAUCUCAUCUGAAACGCAUUAAGCAUCGGUGUAUAAAUACAAUUGAUCUAGUCAUACGAAAAAAAAUUACUAUUAACCGAACCGACGCCCACGGCCGAUCGAGUAUCGACCGGCGGACCGAAUGUACUAAGUCAUUGCUUUCGAAAUCUUGACCCGAUUCUCUUUUAACUCAUUUUACGAACCGAGUUAAAGAAACGGCGAGAAUCGGACCGAUAAUUCUUCCUAAACCCGAGUGACGAGGUGACUUACAUUUACCUGGUACCUUCUUACCGACCAUCAUGAGUUUUAACCUGCACCAAUUAAAUCCGAAUGAGCUGCAUUAACGGUCUAUGUCCGCUGGCAUGCGAAAGUCGACUGCUAUACUUAAAAUAUACACGAUAUUCUAUGUGAACAAGAUUCGAAAUUAAUAUAUUGAAUUAUGAAAUAUUAUUAGAUAGGUAGAUAGGAAGAUAUUAUAUAGUGUUGAUUAAUAAAGAAAAAUAUAUACACUCGCGCAUAUGUAUGUGUACAUAUAUGCAUAUAUGUAUGCAUGUAUAUAUAUAAACAUACAUUUUCCACAAGUAUUUUGCACAUUUGAUAAAGAAGGGAAAAAAAAAACAAGUGUAAAAGAACAGAGGUUAGAACCUUGCAAUUUUUAAAGCCUAAAAAGCACAGAACGAGAGCUUCUCUCGCGAACAUAUGUCAAUGCUUUCUGCGAUACAACCUACUUUCGAAACCGAUUAUAUAUGAAUUUUGAGAUGUCUACGAGGAACUGCGAUAUGUCUGUGACUUCGAAGAUACUUAAAAUAUGGAAACGUCUUUGUAGAAGUCGUUGAAUACCGCAAAGCGAUACACUCUUGAAGUAUGUUACGCCUUUAGUCUAUGUAUGUCCUGCAACAACAAUGGCGACGCGAUCACACAACAAGGCAUGCUCUAUCUUGAUUUACUUUGGUUGCAGCGUUCGUACCGAUGAAAAAGUACCCACGAUGUGGCAAACACCUACAUAGAGUAAAGCGAAUAACGUUUGGAUCACUAGCUCCGACAGUUGUAUGCUAGGAGUCAGAAGUGUUACUUCAAGUAGUCGAACGUCCGACUUCUCGAGGGAACUAGUUUUGAAUUCUAGAGGGCCUUACAUUGAGUAUUCCUAUAAACUAAAUGUCAGCAGUUAGUUCUCGCCGUUGGUAAAUGUUACACAACCGAACCGAUGGGAUGAUCGUAAAUGCCUUAGAAUAAUUCUUUACCGACGUAUGCCAUGGAUAACGAGCCGAAGCACCUGCAGUUUGUGUAUACCUCGUUCUUAUCAGUAGCCAUUGCCCCUGGCAUCACCGUACUCAAUUCGACUCUAUGCCUUACUGUGCUAACGUUUAACUACAUAUCCUGGUGAAAAUAGCUCUCAGGAAUUACGAUUAAUGUAUUUUAGUGGAGUACACAGGUAUUUGAAUAAAUAGUGCCUGGCACCAUUCGUGGCCCUCUUGUCAUACUAUUAUAAAGAGUAAGGACAUUUAGGUGGGAAAUACAUUUUGUCAGUAAAUUUCUUUACUACGCGUGGCUGCGCUUAGAACGCGAUUACGCUAACACUCGGUACAUCGGGAGUAAAGUUAUUGAAACGGCCACGCGGAUAGUGAUUAAAGUUUAUCACAGAUUUGUAAGACGAUCACGAAGUGCAAUCUUUUAGCCAACACACUUUUUUAUCGAUAAAGGAAAAAGUAUAAAGAAAUUGUUAUUUUUCAUAACGAAGUGAAAUUUAAAUCUAUCGAAGGAUACAUAUGCCUCCUAUAGUUAUUACAAAUUUUCUAUUAACGCGAAAAUGAUUAUACUUAAUUGAUAUUGGUGUACCUUGACAAGAAGUGAAAUUGUACAGGUUCGACUUAUUUGGAACAUCUACUGUGCAGACGUAGCAUAAGUACGUGGCUCGUAAUCGAGCACUUCGCUUAAGUUUAUUCAAAUGAAAUUGAGUACGUUUUCGGCAAGAGGACAAAACUUGAACGCGUAAUGUUAUGAGAUAAUUUUAAACUCUUUGCGAAAUCGUUUGUCAAAAAAAUGGAUUAUCAAGUGUAAGCAGUCAAUACUUUCCUCAAACUUCUACCUUAUUCUUUAUUAUCCAUGCCCUUAUUUGCGUUUUCAUAGUGCAAUUUGACCAAAUCGAGAGAAUGAUAUCCAAAUACAUUCUUUGUGUAAUGGAGUACAAUUCACUUUGGAAUCGGUAUGAUUGAUAUAAUGAUCACAAAACGUCCGCACGAUUCAGUUAACGAUAUGACAGGCUUUAAUUGCCUACUGAAAGUGAACUCAUGCGCGUAAAACGUACGCGGGGACAUAUUUUAUCAUGCAAUGCAGUGUAGCGUGAUAUAUAUAUAAUUAAAGCUAAAAAUUAGGUAAUUCAUUAAAUGUAUAUACACUGCACGUACACACAUAUUAAUGUAUAUUUUUAAUAUCAACUACGUGUAAGUACUAUGUCAGCCGUACAUAAGAUAGAUGUCACCAAAACCAUUCGUGUAUCCGCUCUUUAUUCGUUACGAUCGAUGACCUUUAUAUUCUUUGAUUAAUCAGUCGACGAAAUUAAACUUAAACCCCGUCUUAUUUUAAACAUUAGAUUACUAAGGCGGAACUUGCGUGCAAUUACUUGAAUAUUCUUUGAACAUCUAAGUCCAUGAAGAUACCCAUUGAAUAUUUUAGUACUCAUAGGUGUACCCGCGAGCGUAUGGAACAAGAAUUAUUUUACGGUAAAUUUAAAUAAAAGUGACGAGUCGUAAACGUCCCUCCAUCGAUGAAACCGAAACUUGAAGGAAUCUUCCUCAGUGGACAUUUUAUUUGGAAUAAUUUUCAUGACGUUCGGGUACAUACUUACCAAGUGUUGCCUAAGUCCACUUCGCAAAUUGGCCCCCGGAAUUAGUUCAACGAAUCCUUUGUGUAAUGGAUUAACCACGCAGAUUUAUUUCGCUUCCGUAAAGUAAAAUCGAGACUUCAUACUUAUUCUCAUCCUAUUCGAUCCUAGGAAUUACUCUCGGUACCCGUUUUAUUUCCUCAUUUCAUCUAUCUCUAACAUCAGUGAUAACAUAGAGGUAUCUUUCUAACCGUACAACUCGACACGAUGAAUGCAAAUUACGCGAUACGUCUCUCGAUAAAUAGAUGUCCAUAAUAGAACGUCCAGGCAGUCACCGGCGCUUUUCUAAUCGGUACACUUUGUAAGUAAGGAAAUCGAUUUAUCAAGACAUUUUAAAGUCCCUUUAUACGUAACGACAUUUCCGAUUCAGCACGUGUGAACUUGUCUUGAUAAAUUGUCACUAGAAUGGUCAUACGGCUGUGUUCUUUAAUAUCCUAAUGAAUAUUUGAUACGUAGCAUAAUGGUAAUUAUCACGGUUAACGAACUCAGAGACUAUUGAAAUUGUUGGAUCGCUGUGAAUGAAAUGGACCACCUUUAAGAGAGCAGCUUUACGUUAGGACUCUUUUAUACGGACGAACGGUCUGUAGAAUGAAACACUAUAAAUAUAUACAUAUAUAUUAUACAUAUAUAUUUGUAUAUAACCAUGUGCUUUGUUCGAAAAAAAAAAAAAUGAUAAAGAAAAUACACAAGAUACUCGAAGUAGCCCCGGCUCGUAGACUACAGGGGUAAACAAAUGAAUUUCAAUUGCACGGCACAAGUACCGAUCGCUGUAACGACGUAGCGAGUUAAUUAAAAGUUGUACGUACCAGCGAGAAACGUUGUCACCAGAAACGAGCAAAGUUAAGGUAUUAAGUUUAAUAACGCAGGUUUAAGUGCUGGACAUAUCUGUAAAGCGAAGUAGCGUCACCUUUCGCAUAUACUAAUAGUAAUGUCGUCAUUUAGCGUUACCGUUAUAUCUGUGCAUUUUUAAACUACCGGGGUAAGAUCGAAACCCUCGUCUCGGCUGCCGAUAAGCGACCGAGUGAUAAGGAGUGACGGAGGCUGGGACGAAGGCCCGGCUCGCAAUUAACAUUUAAAUCUAUGCAACCGGUUGGUUUUAAAAUGCACACGUGGAAAAGAUGAAUUAUUAACACGUAUUAAAUAUUAAUGUAACGUAAUAUCCAAUCAUUUAUUUGUACGAUAAAGUCUAUAGAAGGUUGUUUAACGAUUCGCGGAAAUUAUGUAUUUUAGCGUUAGAAUUGGUUCCCAAUUGCGAUUACAUUGUACAAUGUAUAAAUUUUACCUAGGACUCGCACGUAUAUGUACGCGCGCAUCCGCGCGCGUGUAUGCACGGUAAGGCCGAGCAUGUGUAUGUGCCGUACGUACGCACACAUCGCCCGAUGUAUGGUACACAUUAGGAGCUACCUACGUCACCCAUAGUUGUGCGUUUAAUUAGUCGGUAAUUAAAAGAAACAAGGAAAGUAACUCGUAUAGUGCCAUCGUAACAGACUAAUUAAAGAAAUACCAAGUUUACGUUUUAACUAGUUAUAUAUGUCAGCGUGGGCCGACGUGUCUCGAUUGUUUUUUUCUUUCUUUUUCCGGGACUUUACUCGGAUAUUUCGGCCCCGACUUUUUCGCCGAAUCAAGUCAAACGAUUAGGAGUCAUGUAUACAUUAUAUCUCGGCGAAAGUCGACUCGAGAGGCGUCGAUCCCGAGUCCAUCGAGGAUGUAGUCGCGACGUCGAAGACAAAGACUCGGUUUACGUUUGUAAUAAUGACGAUCGUCGCGUUCGCCAAUGUUGUACGUAAGUGUAAGACAACCGAAAUAUGUGCCCAUAUGAAAGUGGCCUAAGUCAUAUAUUUUUUGUUUCGAAAUUACAUUGAAUUAAUUUCCUUUGAAAUAAUAUGGCGUGAAAUAACUGAUAAACUCAUUUUUUUUUUUUUUUAUUUUGACUUAGACCACUUUCAUAAUUAUGGGCACAUAUGUCGAACUAAGAGGUAAAGCAUAUCCCGACCAUUGUUUAGACUGUUCAGUCGGCUCUCACGUUUUCCGUAAACGAGAAUUCCCGUAAGACUCUAUACUUUGAGCUGUGAUUCUGUUCAGAACCUGGCAUUCACUUUUCUUAAAAAAGAGGUUACGGAUAUAUCCCUUUAGAUUUUUAUUUUAACCAGGACUUUGUUUUUAACGCUCCAGUGAAGGCGAAAACGUCAAUAAAUGAAUGCUAAUUGUUCUCAGAGGGUAUGUCACAUAUCGCGUGUGAUAUCCCUCCUUGCAAUGUACUUUUGCGUUAACAAUAUGCGGGGGUAAAAUGGAGUUUCGGAAGACCAGGUUUGCGUUAACAUACGAACGGUGGUGGAUUGAGCAGUCUAUAAUGUUUAACCUCGUUAAAUAUAUCCGUUGUCCGGUUAUGCACAUCCAAUGCCAUCCACGACACUGCGGAGGUACGGUCAAUGUCGGUCUUAAAAAGUUGCAUAUGUUUAAAGAUAGGAUCGCGACUUUUGUUUGUACGUAUCUCAUUUUUGGUGCUCGACAUACCCGAUUAUUGUUAUAUUAUUAUUACUGAUCUAUAUGACUAUGCUACCGUAAUGCCUAUUAUCGAUCGGUAAGAUAAUUAUCAGAGUUAGCGAUUAAUGAUGGUUAUUUGAUAACGCUCUAUGUACAUCACAUGCAUACAUACAAUCAUGUAAACACUUACACAUUGUGGUUAUAUUUCAAUGUAUCAGCAUAAUGAUAUAAUUAUUAUGAUGUUGCCCAUAGAAUACAUUUUACUUGGUUUUUAUA
Molecule: messenger RNA, 8754 nt
Organism: Orussus abietinus
Lineage: Eukaryota; Metazoa; Arthropoda; Insecta; Hymenoptera; Orussidae
Gene: Mef2
Product: myocyte-specific enhancer factor 2
Exons: 8
Coding region: 1123-2553 (476 amino acids)
Biological process (GO): cell differentiation; positive regulation of transcription by RNA polymerase II
Molecular function (GO): histone deacetylase binding; protein dimerization activity; DNA-binding transcription factor activity, RNA polymerase II-specific
Source: RefSeq, a predicted model, not a curated record